GUGAUGAACAGAUGGGAAAAAGUGAAACAGCAGACGACCCUGAGACUUCAGAAGUUGAACGACUCCAAAGAUUACCAGCAGUUCCUAUUGGCCGUUCAUGAUGUAACUUCCUGGAUAAAUGAGAAGAUGCAAACGGCCCUGGACGAAUCUUACAACGAUCCCAGUAACUUGCAGGGGAAGAUCCAGAAGAACCAGGCGUUCCAGGCGGAAGUACUCACAAACAGAAGCAGGGUUGAUGUGGUCAUGAAGGAAGGAGAUAAAUUUGUAAGCAAGCAGCAUUACGCCAGUGACGUCAUAAGGGAGAAGAUGAUGGAGUUGGAGGGGCUGUGGAAGGAUCUGCUGGAUGCCACGGAGGAGAAAAAGAGGAGGCUGCUAGAGGCCUAUGAGGUUUGUAGUUGA
Molecule: messenger RNA, 399 nt
Organism: Helobdella robusta
Lineage: Eukaryota; Metazoa; Annelida; Clitellata; Rhynchobdellida; Glossiphoniidae
Exons: 3
Biological process (GO): actin cytoskeleton organization
Cellular component (GO): cell projection; cortical actin cytoskeleton; cell junction
Molecular function (GO): actin filament binding
Source: RefSeq, a predicted model, not a curated record